AUGGCUCUUCAGAGUGGGGAGGACAUUUACGCCACGCUUCUUACGAGCGACACGUACUUGCCAGGUGCCCUUGUUCUGGCCCACUCGCUCCGCGAUGCCGGCACGUCCAAGAAGCUGGCCGUCCUGGCCACCCUCGACACCGUGUCCGCCGAGGUCAUUACCCAGCUCAAAAAUGUGUACGACUACGUAAUAUCCGUGCCGCGUAUAAAAAACGAGGCCUCAGCCGGCAAACUUCACCUCAUGAACCGCCCCGAUCUCCACUCCGCGUUCACCAAGAUCAACCUCUGGAAACAGGCCCAGUUCCGCAAGAUCGUCUACAUCGACGCCGAUGUUGUCGCGUACCGGGCCCCCGAUGAGCUCUUUGACCUCCCCCACGCCUUUGCCGCAGCACCAGACAUCGGCUGGCCCGAUCUGUUCAACACCGGCGUCAUGGUCCUCACACCCAAUGUCGGCGAGUACUACGCCCUCUCUGCCAUGGCCCAGCGCGGCAUCUCUUUUGACGGCGCCGACCAGGGCCUCCUGAACAUGCAUUUUAAGAACUCCUACCACCGCCUGCCAUUUACCUACAACGUCACUCCGUCUGCUCACUACCAGUACCUUCCGGCGUACCGCCACUUCCAAUCGAAUGUCACCAUGGUCCACUUCAUCGGCUCCGGCAAGCCAUGGACCCGGGGCCGCGGUGCUUCUCACGGUAGCGGUGUCUACGACGAGAUGAUCGGACAGUGGUGGGCUGUUUACGAUCGCCAUUAUCGCCCUGCUUCCCCUCCUCCGCCGGGGUCCAAUCUUCCCGCGAAGAAUCCACCCCCAGAGAUUGUUCAGUACUUUGUGAAAGGCGAAUAUCAUCCGACCAUUACUUACAGACUAACUCCCGGCGAGCCCUCCUUGGAUCUCGGGCGCUCGACAUACGGUCAGCAUUCAGAAACUCUGCCGCCUCCUCCCCCGUCCCAGUCGUUUUAUGCGUCCCGCGAGCAUCAGCACCUGCAACAUUCCCCAGCACCACCACCACCACCACAAAACAAUGAACAUGACCAUGGACCACCUGACCAGCAACCUCAUUAUCCUCAUCAACACCAUGAACAUCAGCAUGACGAAUCUCACAGUCAUCAUGAUCAAAACCAGCCCCAUGAGCAUGAUCGCUCUGAACCUGCUCCUCCCCCAGCGUCCUCUCCUUUGUUUCAGCAAGACACCUCGCACCACCCGCCCCAUGUUGUCUCUUUUGCGAUUUCUGAUGGGAACACGCGCACUGAGACUCGAGAAGACCAGGUUCCGGGUCCACAACCGGGAACGUCUCAACCUCCGGCACAAGAGCAAAAGCAUGAGCCAGAACGACCCCCAAUGGAGCCCAGUUGGGAUGCUCAAUGGUAUCCACCGCCUACAAAUGCUAAACCGGAGGCAAUGAACUUCCCGCAGACCCACUACGAAAUGUCCCGCGAUGCAACGCCGUUCAUCCCGCCGCCGCGGUACGCGAGUCCGCCGCGCGACAUGUGGUAUGAAGUGCCAAAGGCGUCCCCGGCCCCUGCGCACGAGCGGCCGGCAGCCAUCUUCCCAUGGGAGACGCACCAACCACCAGCGACCCGUGUCUUUGCCGAGCCACCGCCGCCACCAGCCCCCUUAUCUGAACCGACCCGAGCCGAAACGCAUUCGGGUCAGUCGGGCUACCAUCCACACCCUUCCUUCCAGGAGCCAGGAGCUGAGCCAUCUAUGACCACAGGUUCGCCCUCGAUGGAUUUGAAGACGGAGCCCACCACACCAACCAUGCCAUCGACCGCUCGUGAUGUGCCGCCCUCUGAUCCCUGGGCGUCGUUUACGCGAACCAACGCUUGGGACGGCGUGCCCCAGAUCGAGCGGUACGUCGACGCUUUCCAGAAGCAGCACCGCCGAGUGAGGAGCCGUGGCCAAGCGCCCGGUGGCGGUCUGCGAUCAGGAACCGGUGUCGGUGACGUGAGCGGUGGCGGUGGCGCUGACGACGCCGCCUCCGUGCCGUGGAGGCGCGGCUCCAAAGUCACAGACUUCCCCAGCGAAGUAGAACGACCCAGUCUACCCGUCACACCAGCACCGAUUCGUCGAUCCAGUUACUGGGGCAGUGGUGGCCCCAGCUUUGGUGCAGACGAUGACGAUGCGGAAGGCGGUGAUGGCGCGCACCUGUUGCCGGCUGCCGAUGGUGUGCCGAAGCAGGCCGACUGGGUAUGUGUGCAUGGCGUAGUGUGGACGCCGGCAGACUGCCUCUGCGAGCAUCUGCGACGCUGUCAUAUUGCUGGUCUUGGCGAUCAUAGCGAUCUAAAAGACCAAGAUCGUAGUGAUGACCUGAAACGUACUAACAAUCCUGGGAACAACAAGGAUCCGGCCACGCAGCUGCAGAAGCUGGCCAAACAGCAGUCCGAACUACUGUUCCAGAAGCUGGGCAACGCCGGCGACGCCGACCGGGGUGAGGCUAGCGAUGCACCUCGUACCAUCCCGCUGCGGCCGCUUCCUUUUGGAUCCGAGAACAUCCAGUCCCCAACCUAUGUCGCCCAGGCGCCGCCCGUCGUGGUCAGCCCGAAACCGAUCAAGCCCGGCGGUCUCGAGACCAGCUCGGUGCGCGGCAUUUACGACCAAGGCAGCAGCAGCAGCGGUGCAGCUGGCGCCGGCACGGGCGGCGACGACGUUACCAUACCGCCCAGUCUCUCGGACACAAAGAUUGCCGAGCCUUCGUAUCUCGGCCCCGGCAUCGUUUUCGAAAAGGACGAGAGCUACCCCGAGCAGGAGGUGACGGCAGCGCUGCCCUCGGAAGAGGAAAUGGAUGUACUGGAUACAUGA
This is a messenger RNA of Sporothrix schenckii 1099-18, 2796 nucleotides long. RefSeq names its product glycogenin glucosyltransferase. The transcript is spliced from 6 exons. Gene Ontology annotation, molecular function: glycosyltransferase activity. The coding region runs from base 1 to 2796 and encodes 931 amino acids. NCBI's taxonomy places the organism in Eukaryota, Fungi, Ascomycota, Sordariomycetes, Ophiostomatales, Ophiostomataceae. The record is from RefSeq and is a predicted model, not a curated record. Gene Ontology annotation, cellular component: cytoplasm.